Messenger RNA from Sabethes cyaneus, 2848 nucleotides. It is a transcript of the gene Vha16-1, whose product is annotated as V-type proton ATPase 16 kDa proteolipid subunit c. Gene Ontology annotation, biological process: proton transmembrane transport. The record is from RefSeq and is a predicted model, not a curated record. Bases 215 to 688 code for a protein of 157 amino acids. Lineage: Eukaryota; Metazoa; Arthropoda; Insecta; Diptera; Culicidae. The transcript has 3 exons. Gene Ontology annotation, molecular function: proton-transporting ATPase activity, rotational mechanism. Gene Ontology annotation, cellular component: proton-transporting V-type ATPase, V0 domain.
UUGCUAGUCUCCGCCAGCAAGUCGAUUCGACUCAUUCAGUUUUGUACAGUGAGUGUGUCGAGUAAGUCAUCUUUCUCCGAGACCUCUCGCUCUCCUUGGUGAAGCACCAGAACCAGCAGCCUUCAGCAGUACCAGAAGCUAGAAGUUCCAGCGGGACAAACUCUACAACACUCAUCAUCCUAGUGCAACCCGCAGCCCACAGACAGAAUCAAAGAUGGCCCUUGGAGAGGAAAAUCCCGUCUAUUCUCCGUUCUUCGGAGUCAUGGGAGCAGCUGCUGCUAUCAUCUUCAGCGCCCUCGGAGCCGCCUAUGGUACGGCGAAAUCCGGCACAGGUAUUGCCGCCAUGUCGGUAAUGAGACCUGAGCUGAUCAUGAAGUCCAUCAUUCCCGUUGUCAUGGCGGGUAUCAUUGCCAUCUACGGUCUGGUCGUCGCUGUACUUAUUGCCGGUUCGCUGGAGGAGCCAUCGAAAUACACACUAUACAAGGGCUUCAUCCACCUUGGCGCUGGUCUAGCAGUAGGAUUCUCCGGUCUAGCCGCCGGUUUCGCCAUCGGCAUCGUCGGUGAUGCCGGUGUCCGUGGUACUGCCCAGCAGCCGAGACUGUUCGUCGGUAUGAUUCUGAUCCUCAUUUUCGCCGAAGUCUUGGGUCUGUACGGUUUGAUCGUCGCCAUCUAUCUGUACACGAAAUAAGCGGUUACCGAAGAAGGAGAAGCAGAAGAAGAUGAAGGGAAGGGAAGCACAGCGAUGGUUCACUGCUUAUCGUCAUCUGCAAUCACCACCAUCCACCACCGCAAUCAUCAACAUCGAUCGUCACCAGUAACAAAGAAAGUAAGAGAGAAAGAGAAUCGUACAGUUGCACACAACAUCAGCAGUCUAUUCGUUACGAUUCGCUACGCGCGAGAAGCGAACAUUUACCACUUUUUCUAGCAAGCAAAGCCCAAAGUCGCCAAUAAUAUACCCUAGAACAGAACAGAACAGAACAGUAUCACUUUACGAACAAAGCAGAAACAUCAGAUACCCACAUACUUCCGGAACUAAAACAAAAGACUAUGUAUUUAUGUAAAAUAUUGUAUUUAAUUGUAACCCUAACUUAUGUAAUGUAAAUUGUUGCCCACAUCAAGAAAAGGAUAAAACAUUUAAAGCAGCUAGUGCCGUUUAUAGGUUAUUUGAAAAGUUUUAGAGAGCUAAGCGUUAGUAACUGACUGUACAAAGCCUAUUACUGUGCUAUUAAUCUAGAUAAUGUCAAUGCACCCUCACGUUUAUCGCCCAUAUUGGACGAAGUGAUGCAGUUCUGUAUGACUUCAAUAUAACCUGUAAAUUGGUUGCUAAUUUCAACGAUGAUUUUUUCUGUACAUUUGUUUUUUCGGUUGUUCUGCAACGAUAAUUAUGAUUUGAUUAGACCCUGCUUCGUUUGAGAUCUUGCAAGCAGGGUCUUUUACUCGGAAAGUUGAUUAAUAGCAAUCAAAAGUACAUUUAGCUACGAAAGUUGUACAAGGUUGAGUCUGUGAUAUAAGCUUCCAUCACAAAUUGCUAGUACUACAGUUGAAUAAACACACGAUACACAAGAAGGCGAAACUGUUGUUCUCUUAAACUCAACCGAUUGUUAUCCGCCAAGGGGAACAAGUUUCGCGCGCUCAAAUUUUCCUGCUGAAUUCACAUCAAGUGUUUUGUUUUAUGUCCCGGAACAAGCUAUAGAGUAUAUUAUUGAGCCAGACUAAUAACAUCCAACUUCGAAAAAUUGUUGAAUUUCCAGCAGUCUAUUGUUUGCGUUCGUUACACACAUAACAGUUAAAAUUCAUCAAUUAAAAAGCGAAGUAGUUUAGUAGGGAACAAAAAUGCCAUCAUAAAAUCUGUUCUUAAACGUUAGCUUAAAUGUUCGUCAAAAAAAACCGUCGCGUAGACUGAGCUAGAAAAAAAAAUACAACUGUGUUUUACCAUGUACCCUGGGUACCUGUACUGAAAAGACUCGAAAACCAUCAUCAGAAUUGGAAGGCCCAAGCGCCAAUGAAUCGAACAAAACCAAGCAACUAUUGGUCACCUAAGUCGCGUAAACAUCUGGAGCUGUUAAAUUGCAAAACAAUUCGAAAACAAAAGACAUAAAAGACACACACACCGAUACAAAACGAUAAACACACAUAUGAUAUGGCACGAUGAUGAACUCUUUACCAUCUCCGUUCAUCAAUCGCAACCUUAAAAGAAAAGAACCGCAAAUGCUGGCAAAAAUAGUUUCAACCGCACACACCGCAACCACAGACCAUCAAAGCCCGCCAAUUCCUGUGCUCGGUCCGAUUCGUUUAGAUGCUGAAACGAGGAGGCUGGGUUACACGAAAAAGCGCCUCUGAGCUGUGGACGAUUAAAACAUUGAAACCUUCGGUGAAGUGUUCCGUUCCGCCACGCCGGAGUUCUGUAAAAAUUUACCAUCUAUUUACUCCGGUGUCUGGAGUCGACUCUUUAUCGCGAGUUGCAAUUAUUUCUCCCGAUGCAUUUGCUGGGGGACCGCGUGAAUGUAAUCAACGUGAGCUAAUCGUAAUUAUUGUUGGAGAAGAAUUCCAUAGUAACCAACAUCACCACCACCAACCCAUGGAAAAAAGAACAUCUAUUAUACCAAUCAACCAACCAACCAACCGACGCAGAAACAAACAGAAUGCAAACUGGAUAACUAUUUGCCAACCGACAUCUUGAAUAUCCCUGUUUUGUUGUGAGGAAGCUUUAGGAUCUUAAAAUCUUAUCGAUAAGUUGAACGAUAUAAACAAACAAACAAAAACAAAACCACAGAAAAACACUAAGUGAACAAAAUCUACCGAAAUGACAUUUGAACAUAACAUCUGAAAUUCAAUAAAUUUAACUGAA